UCUAUGGGUGGUGUUAGUACGCGUCUGUUUCAACUCCCAGCCUGACAGAAUUUGAUUUUUUUUUUGUGUGUGUGUGUAACCACGACUACACAGUGGCUGCCAAGGCUUACCCAUGAGUUAAACCUUCUUUAGUUGGUAAUGAGGAAGGCGUGGGCUCUAGCAGUGGACACCCGAAGGCAGCAGUGGGUGAAAACAAGCAAAAUAAACAAAAGUUUGGCUGUGAGAAGGUGCUAGACAGCCAGCCAUAGUGACUAGGAGGCAGGCACCACCACCAUCACCACCACAGGGAAGUGAGAGAUGGGGAGGAGGAUUUAAAAGGACAUGUUUGCAGUGCGCUGUCAGCCCUCACCUGCGCCGCCUCCCCCAGUGAGCGGGUGUAGGCCUGGGAAUAGAACAUAUGCAGACAUCUUGUCAGUGCUGUGUAUGUCUGUUUGUCGAUGGUCAAGAAGGAACGUAGCAAAAAUUUAAGGGUAUCAUCAUCCCAAACAAAACGACACAGGGCACGGAAUUUGGUAGUUGAUUGGAGUUUGAGUGGUGAGCAGUAUGGGAUUCGGCCGCGUGCACCGCCUGUUCCUGCAAGUGAUGCUGCAGCGGCGGUCUGUGGACGAGAGUGAGGCGCAGGGAUUGUUGGGGAACUGCUGCAAGGAGUAUGGGGAGGCCAUGCAGGAGCUGGAGCCAUUCAUAUACGAGGUGAACAAGGAGCUGGAAAGUGUGGAGCUGGCCCUCAAGACCACUGUGGAGGAGAGGGAGGAUGGUGACUACCCCUGCCUGGUGCUGGUGAACCUCAUGACGGGUGAGGUUAACAGGGCACUGUCACCCUUCUCCCAACAAGAGCUAAACUUUGUGCAGCUGCUGGUGGCAAAGUUGGUGACCUCGAAUGAUGGGGAGGUAAAGAUGAAUACUGCCAUCAACCUUUGUCUCUUAAUCAAGCAGAAGAUGAAAGUCAGUGCGUGUGAGAAACUGAUUGAACGCCUGGUGGAGGACAAGUGGCUGCUUCAGACCACCUAUGACAGUGGUGACGUGUAUCUGUCCCUGAGCAGCCUCAUCGUUGCUGAGAUCAAUACCUACCUGGAGGAGACCUAUGCUGACGACAUCCACAAGUGUUUCUUCUGUACCAAACUCACUUUUAAGGGGUACCAGUGCCACCAGUGCAAGGUGGCUAUGCAUCGCAACUGUGCCAAGAAGUAUUGGCAGACUAGCAAGAAGGCCAACUCCUGUCCCAGUGGAAGCUGUGAUGCGUACCUGGGCCCGGUCUCCUCUCCAGCCUCUCCAAGCAAGCGAAGCAGGGUGAUGUCAGACAGCAGUGAUGAAAUGGAAGAGGAGGAAGAGAGCAUGGAAAAGGAGGAGGAGCAGAAGCCGGUAGUUCAGAAGAGAAGAAACAGUCUACGAAGGGGAAAAGAAAAAGUGAAUUAUGAAGAGGAGUAAGACAGUGUUGGUCUGUGUUUGUGUAGUUUCAUCUUCAUUACUUUUUAACAGACAGGCUUCAGUGGUGGUCCUAAUAGAUCUAAGAACUUCCUUUGAAUCUACUUCGUCAUUAUAUUGUAGUACGGUAUAGUGGGAGUUACUAGAGUAUUCAGUGGUGCAUACAUGAUUCUAUGUGUGUGUUGUCUCAUCUUCAUUACUUUUUAAUAGACCAGCUUCCACUGUAUCAUCAUUGUCAUUGUUAUUUCAUUCAGUUAAGGAUGCUACGUGAAAUGAUGAUGUGGCAGUGGUGGAAGUUAUUAGAGUUUUCAAGGGUGCUUUCAUGAUUCUAGGGUGAUGGUUUGGCAAGGAUUGUGGCUUGUCAUUGUGGUGGUCCAAAAAACCCUAAGAACUGCCACUAAAUCAUCUUGUCAUCAUUAUUUUGUCCAGUAAGAAUGUUAUGUUGUGAUAAUGGUGUGUUGAUUGUGGAAGUUACUUGGGUUUUGAAGGGUGCUCUCAUCGUUCUUGUGUGAUGGGUUGGCAAGGAUUGUGCAUCAUCAGUGAGUGAAAGCAUCCUGGGAAGCAAACGAUCCAUGGUAUUUAAAAAGACUUGAAACGUGGGACUACUUUGGGUGGCUUGCAAAAUACAUGUUUGGUUUGUGGAUUGUACAUGAACAUUAUGAUCAUUACUGACCUCACCUUGAGAGAGAGAAUACAUAGAUGAUCAUCAUUAUCAUCAUCACCAUCACCAUCACCAUCACCACCAUCAUCAUCAUCAUCAUCAUGUUUCUCAGUGUUUUGCAGCAAAUGGACAUUGUUGGGAAGAGGACUGUAUGUAGGUGUUUUUCUUAUACACAUAGAAAGACUAUAGAUGUAAAAAUAUAGAUGUGAGGGAACUAUAUUAUUAUAGCUCAGGUACUGUAAAAUAUAAUUAGAUACACACAUACACAUACAGAAAGGAAAAUAAAAUACUUUUUUUUUUUCCACAUUGUAAUGACUUAAUUAUUUAUCGCAGGUUUUCACAUUGACAUUGUUACAUUCCCUUGUGAGAAAAAUUGUGCCCUCUUUUUCCCAGCACUCUUUAGCUGCCCCUCCAUCCAUGCCUCAAUCUCUCUACCACCCUUGCUGAGCCUAUACCCCAUUCCCCUCAUUACAUCCCCUCUCACACCUUCAGUCCCCAUAUUUUUUUUUCCCCAUCCCUUCCCUUCAGUCUCUCCUCAAAGCCUUAAUUCCUUUCCCCCUAGUCAGUCUACAUUUCGUCUUUCCCCUCCUUCCCAUUCCUCAUCCCUUUGUGAGCUCCUCCUCCCUUCUCCCCAGCCUUCCUAAGCCCCCUCCCCAUCCCCCCAUGCCUCAUAGCGCAGUUCAGUGAGGAGGUCGUUGAUGUCCUCCACCACUUUCCCCAACUGUCCUCUCAGCUCCCUCACUUUGCUCUGCUCCAGCUCUCCACUCCCCACCUCCUCCACCAUCUGCCUGGCCAGCUGCUGGUGAACCGUCUGUGGGGGAGAGGUGCAGUGAAUCUUUGUGUAGGAUAGAAGAGAAAUAGUGAGGGAGAGAGAGAAUUUUGCAUCUUGGAGAUUAUGAUUAAAGAAUUUUUGUGUUUAUGAGUGUACAAUGUGGAGAAACUGUCUAUGGGAGGGAGAGAGUGAAUGUCAGUACAAUUUUUGUUUCUGUUUUGUGGUGAAUCUUUUGUGCCUUUAUGUUGUAUUGUUUAUACUUUUUAGUGUUUAUGAGUAAUGUAUUAUUUCUAAUGGGAAAAAUGGUGGUGGGAAAAAUGGUGGUGGCGGACAGACAGACAGACAUCCAUGAAAUGUACAAAUUGAGAAUGGACAAACUUUGUACUGAAUGUAGUUAAUAUUUUCUAAGUUUGUCAAUAAACUAAGUAAGAUUAAAGAUUUUCCGAGUGUAUGAGCAGAAGCAUCUGAAAGGAAAGGUGGAGUAAAGGUUGUAUCAGUGAGAAUGCAUGAUGAGAGGAAAGAUUGUGUCGAUGAGUACAUGAGGAAAAACUGUCUGUGGAGAGAAAGGUGGAGUAAAGGUUGUAUCAGUGGGAAUGAAUGAUGAGAGGAAAGAUUGUAUCAAUGACUGAGGAAAAUUGGUCUGAGAGGGAAAGGUGGAGUAAAUUUUGUCUGUUUAUGAUAAAAGAUUUGCAUUUAAGUGUGACAGAGAGGAAAGGAUAUGGCUAGAUAUAAAGAAACAGUAUGUAUGGUAUGGGUGUACAGAUUUGUGGAAAAUAAUUCUUACACAAUUUUGUCCAAAAAAAAAACCCCACGUGUUACUUUUAUAUAAAACUAAUACUAUUUGUGUUUCUUUUUUUUUUUUUAUCAAAUAUCACAGGUUAUAAAGAAAUGUGUAUAGUUUUCCAAGAUUAUGGAGGUUUUAUGAGCCAUUCUCUCUCUCUCUCUCUCUCUCUCUCUCUCUCUCUCUCUCUCUCUCUCUCUCUCUCUCUCUCUCUCUCUCUCUCUCUCUCUCCUAUAACCAGUGAAAACAGUGUCUACAAAAAAAUAUACAUCAGCUUAAUUUAAAAAUAAUGGUUUAAUUUAGCAUUAAAAGCCAAGACAUUAAAAAUCUGACUCGAUCCUGAUAAAAUAAAAUAGAAAAACAUCCACACAGAAUACUUGCACUGCAUUCCCUCUCCUUUUCCCUGAGAUUUGUUACAAGUGGCUUAACAAUCUUGAAUCUAAAUUUGAAUCUCCUCACCUUGCAUCACAUUCCUCCUCUUCUUUUCCUUGUAAUCCAUAUUAUAAUUGGCUAUGUACUCUUGAAACUAAAUCUGAAUUGACACAGAAAACACUCUAUAUAUGACAUUCCUUUUCAUUUUCCUUAUGCUUUGUGUUAUAUCUACCUAUCUAUCUAUAUACCAUGGUGCCAGUCCCAUGCUAAACAUGGGGUGGCCCAGACAAAGCACCACACUUACACAUGAUUCACACUCCUAGCUCUGUAAUUGGCUAAAUAAACUCUUGAAUCCGA
Messenger RNA from Scylla paramamosain (green mud crab), 4365 nucleotides. Its product is annotated as non-structural maintenance of chromosomes element 1 homolog. The record is from RefSeq and is a predicted model, not a curated record. Gene Ontology annotation, cellular component: Smc5-Smc6 complex; nucleus. NCBI's taxonomy places the organism in Eukaryota, Metazoa, Arthropoda, Malacostraca, Decapoda, Portunidae. Gene Ontology annotation, biological process: double-strand break repair via homologous recombination. Gene Ontology annotation, molecular function: ubiquitin-protein transferase activity. The coding region runs from base 544 to 1425 and encodes 293 amino acids. The transcript is spliced from 7 exons.